AUGGCGGUGGCCGCGAAGGCAGGCAAUGACCCCAGCACGACGCAGAGGAUUGGAACUCGAGGCCGCGGAAGCACGGCAAGACCCUAUACCGGAGAAGAUGAAUAUCUUCAGAUCAUGGUUCGCCAAAUGCAAGAGAAGCUCGCCAAGACGAAGCCAACGGGCUCUGCGCCAGCCGCCCAGCAACAGGCUCCCAAAACAGGAUUGGCUCCCGCAGCUGGCGCUGCCUCCGAUUCUCCAAGGAAGGCAUGGAAGCCCACUCCACCCCAGCUGAAACAUGGACAACCGGGACACCACAAACAAGGGGGACCAGCACCUCCCGAGAAUGGCGUAAAAAAGCCACAGAAUUCCAAGCAAAGGAAGACUGGACAGCCCAAACCGAGCAAUGUACAGGCCGGGUCGAGGUCGAAGCCGCCUACCUUCCAGGCUGGGGAUUUCCCCCCACUGGUAAGCCCGCAGCAAAAGGUAAACCUUGCAGUCCAGGCAGCGAUCCAGGACCUGAAGCAGAGUCUCGUGCCGAUACUCACGGCCAGCAUACUUCAGACCAUCCAAAAUUGGCUCACUCCCCAAUUGGAGGAAAUCAAAGCUAGCACUAAGAUGCCGGAACAACGUCGACGCAAAAUUGUUCAUCGUAACCCGGCAAACUCUGAAUCCGAGGGCACUAUGGAGCAACCCAUUGCACAUCAAAUCGAGACUUCCAUGCCUACUCAGGCUCCCACGCAGGCCCCAGUGGUGAUGAUGCCACCCCCUCAACAAUAA
This is a messenger RNA of Dermacentor silvarum, 756 nucleotides long. RefSeq lists its product as uncharacterized. Bases 1 to 756 code for a protein of 251 amino acids. The transcript is spliced from 3 exons. NCBI's taxonomy places the organism in Eukaryota, Metazoa, Arthropoda, Arachnida, Ixodida, Ixodidae. The record is from RefSeq and is a predicted model, not a curated record.